Drosophila subobscura is the source of this 2016-nucleotide messenger RNA. Its product is annotated as carboxypeptidase B-like. Gene Ontology annotation, biological process: proteolysis. Lineage: Eukaryota; Metazoa; Arthropoda; Insecta; Diptera; Drosophilidae. Gene Ontology annotation, molecular function: zinc ion binding; metallocarboxypeptidase activity. Bases 490 to 1815 code for a protein of 441 amino acids. The transcript has 5 exons. The record is from RefSeq and is a predicted model, not a curated record.
AGUACGCGACGAUCGCUCCAAGAUCGGUUGUCGUGUUCAGCGCAAUUUUACAACAGAUUUGCUCUUUUUUUUGUUUGCUUGCUGCCAGUGUGUGUGUGUCUGUGUGUGUGUUUCGGUUUUCGCUGUUAUUGUAAUUCUCGGUUUUGGCGUUUUUUGUUUUUUGUUUUUUUCUUUUCUGUUGUUUUUUUUUGUUUUCCCCUCCUGCACACUGAUCUCCGGCAGAGCGGCCAUAUAAAAAUUGAAGCGCAUACAAACGCAGCAUUUAGUCUGGUGUCAGCCUGUCAUCCCGUUACACACAGCGCUCUCCCCUCUUCAAUACGCAAGCGCCUGCACGCAGCACGCACAAAAGUAGGCACGCACGGAAGUACGCACGCAAAAGCGCACUCUCUUUCGCUCUCUCUCUCUCUCUCGCCCAGAGUCCAGCCGGCAAAAGUGCGCACAUUCCACCCCCGCCACACCACUGGACCAGCAGCAAAGACUCUGAUAGUGAUGUCGCCGCCAAGUCCCGCGCCAGUCCCCUGGCUGCUGCUACUGCUGCUGAUAGCAGCCGCAGCAGUGGCAUCAGCCCAGACGACACCGAUGGCGCUGGACGUGAACGAGAUACCACAGAGGUAUGACGAGGCGCAGCUCUGGAGGAUCUACAACAUAUCGGAGGCGAUGCAGCGGCAGGUGCCCGUCAGCCAGGUGCUCGAGCAGAAGUUCGGUGGCAACAUUUGGAAGGAGAACUCAAAGUUUCUGGACAUAUCCUUUGCCAAGGAGCAGCUGAAGGCGGCGCGCUCCUUCCUCAAUGCUCAGCGCCUGGAUGCCCAAGUGCUGUCCGGUAAUGUCCAGGCCCUGAUCGAUGAGGAGCACAUGGAUGGCAUCAAUGCCACCAGAGCGGACCCUGGCCAGCGAACAAAGAAGGCCACGCGGAGCAGCAUGCACUGGAAGGACUAUCACGAUCUGGAGACCAUCUACGCCUUCAUGCGGGAGAUCCGCAGCAAGUUCCCGAACAUUGUGCGCCUCUACACGAUCGGCCAGUCGGCUGAGGGUCGCGAUCUGAAGGUGCUGCGAAUCUCAGAGAAUCCGCGCGAGUACAAGAAGAUCUGGAUAGACGGCGGCAUCCAUGCACGCGAGUGGAUCAGCCCAGCGACGGUGACGUUCAUCCUGUACCAACUGAUGUCCAACUGGGAGAACCAGCCGGCCCACAUCCGCGGCCUCACGUGGUACAUCAUGCCCGUGAUGAAUCCCGAUGGCUACGAGUACACGCGCACCACCAACCGCCUGUGGCGCAAGAAUCGAUCGCCCACGCGUCGCUCCAGCUGUGUGGGCGUCGAUCUGAAUCGCAACUUUGACAUUGGAUGGUCGGGCUACGGCUCCUCGACGAAUCCCUGCAGCGACACGUACCGCGGCUCGGCGCCCGCCUCGGAGGCGGAGACCAAGGUCGUGACGGAGUUCCUCGCCAAGCGCAAGUACAAUCUGGAGGCGUAUCUGACGUACCACAGCUACGGCCAGAUGAUCGUCUAUCCGUGGGCCUACAAGGCCGUCAAGGUGAGGGAUGCCAGCGUGCUGCAGCGUGUCGGCAACACGGCCGUCCAGCGCAUUGCCCAGAAAACUGGCAGCACCUACGAGGCAGCGGUCACCCACGAGGUGCUGGGCAUUGCCGGCGGCGGCUCCGACGACUGGAGCCGUGCGGCGCUCGGUGUCAAGUAUGUGUACACCGUGGAGCUGCGUGAUCGCGGCGCCUAUGGCUUUGUGCUGCCACCCAAGUACAUCAAGGACACGGCCCUCGAGGGCUGGACCGUGGCCGAGACGGUGGCCCAGGCCAUUGGAUAAAUUUCGCUCCUCUUCCCGGAAUGAUGAGUGUCUGUCUGUCUGAAUGGUUGUUUGUCCAGUGAUUGAUGAUUAAUUAUUUAUGUGUGUGUGUGUGUGUGUGUGUGCCGAGUGUGUGUGCGUGUGUGUGUGUGUGUGUGCGUGGAUAUCCUUCAUUCUGUGUGGCAGGGAAAAUAAACAAAUCAAAGCUAUUUAUUUAUAGAA